This is a messenger RNA of Trichoplax adhaerens, 879 nucleotides long. RefSeq lists its product as uncharacterized. The record is from RefSeq and is a predicted model, not a curated record. NCBI's taxonomy places the organism in Eukaryota, Metazoa, Placozoa, Uniplacotomia, Trichoplacea, Trichoplacidae. Bases 1 to 879 code for a protein of 292 amino acids. The transcript has 6 exons. Gene Ontology annotation, molecular function: glycosyltransferase activity. Gene Ontology annotation, cellular component: membrane.
AUGACUGCAGUAUUAAUGGCCAUUUCCAACUCGGACAUCCUAAAAAAACGAUCACAUUGUCAAUUUAUUUAUCAUACGUAUUUCAGUAACAGUGAGAAUCAAUUUACAAUUAUUAUAUUAACUCAUAAUCGACCCAAUAUUUUACGCCAACGUUUGAUCAAUUUGAGCCGUUUACUGUAUCUUAACAAGAUUAUUGUAGUGUGGAAUGAAUACAAUAAAUAUGCCAAGCAUUUUCAGUGGCCUCAUUCAGAUAUACCUAUCUACGUCUUCAAAUCCAAGAGAAAUAGCUUAAAUGAUCGAUUUUUUCCAUUUAAUGCUGUUGAAACGGAAGCUGUCCUGUCACUAGAUGAUGAUGUCGAUCUCAAUGCAGAUGAAAUUGACUUUGCAUUUCGUGUAUGGCGAGAGUCAAGAGAUAGAAUUGUCGGCUUUCCGGCUAGACAUCACACCUGGAGUAAGCUAACUAAUAGAUGGUCUUAUGAUUCUAAUAAAACUUGCCAAUUAUCUAUGGUGUUGACUGGUGCUGCCUUUAUACAUAAGUAUUACCUGUUCCUGUAUACGUUCACAAUGCCAGAAGGUAUUCGAAGGAGAGUAGAUGAAAUUAUGAAUUGUGAAGACAUAGCUAUGAAUUUUUUAAUUUCUCACAUCACGGGCAAACCUCCAAUUAAGGUAACUUCUCGUUGGAAUUUUAACUGCCCAACUUGUGAAACCACCUUGACCCGAGAUGUCAAUCAUUUUAAGAAACGAAACUCUUGUGUAAACUAUUUCGCACAAAUUUACGGUUAUAUGCCUCUGAUAUUUUCGCAAUUUCGAGUUGAUUCUAUUUUAUAUAGAACUCGAGUUCCUAAUGGUGAACAAAAAUGUUAUGAAUCCCAGUUAUGA